AUGAAUCCCCGUCGUCUUCUGGUAGAACUGACCUUCGAAUCUCUUCACCCAACACUUCCACUCAAAAUGGACGUAAGCUCAAUAAUUGUGAAACAAGAGACUCCUCGAAACCCAACUUUUCUUCAGAGCUCUAAAGAGGAGGGUUUUCUGGAGCCCUGGAGUCCGAUCAUUCGGGGUCGGGUUGGGGUGACUAAUCUGCCUCCACCGCUUGGCGAAGGGCCUGCCCCGCUUGUCGCCUGUGUGCCACGGGCUCUGGGCGCCCUGUCGAUUUGCCAGGCCCUACGACCCCCGGCUCCUCUGCCCUCAGCCCGACACGAUCAGCCUCCCACAGACCGUCGAACUGUCUGGCCCAACGGCACCACCAAGACCGGCCGGGGGGACUGGCGCACUCGGCGUGGCCGAGGCCAGACGACAGUCUCGGGGCGAGCCUGCACUUCUAACGAGCCGGAUGCCGGUUUAGUUUACGGGUCCCACACCAAAAUGAGUGAAGUCCGUCAACUUUUGUGGACACAGCCUUUGACCUUAGACGGCUCAGAGAAAACUCCCACGGCACAGAUUGUUUUUCGACACGGCGACCCCAAAAAGUUUGUGAUUUUGCAAUCCGCGUCGCAGACCCUCAUUCAUUAUCUCCCAACCACACCUACUCUUGGUCGCCACCACACCUUCAACACCAUUCCACCUCUCUCGCCUCGUAAAUGUGUACGCAUGCGUAUAUGUGCAUACUCAUAUUCCUAUGUCGUAUUCGCCCGCCCUUCAAAUUUCGCUCUCGCACACACAGCCCGUCUCGUUUAUAACGGAGAUAUGUUUUAA
This is a messenger RNA of Protopolystoma xenopodis, 810 nucleotides long. NCBI's taxonomy places the organism in Eukaryota, Metazoa, Platyhelminthes, Monogenea, Polystomatidea, Polystomatidae. The record is from the annotation of a GenBank genome assembly.